AAGGGACAAGCUAAAAAUCAUCACAGUACAUUACUGUCCAUCCARAAAGAUGAAUAGCACCGACACGAAGCAGGCGUUCAUAGAAAGGCUACGAAGGUGUCCGAAACUAGAAUGCAAUUUCUGGUCCCGUCUAAACCCCAGCAUUCGCUGUGGUGGCGAAGUGUCGGAUAAAACGUAYGAGAACGGGGAUUUUGGGCGGAAAGGCAAUUCCAGUCUUCUUUUUCUGGCUGCAAAAAGGUUCGAGAAUAACUUGUUCGAUAGCAACCAGUCGUCCGAACAUAUUACCACCGAGUUAUAUGACGAGGACAGAUUGGUCCCUUCUUUCUCUGACAUUGAAACUCCACUGUCGUCCACAAGUGGCAUUAAACAGUACACGGAACCAAAGUAUAAUAUUCCAUCCUACAACGACGUUGCGGUGGACGAAACUACAAAUUMCGGAGAAGCGGAGUACAACAGGAUCCCAAACCUGAGACCCAUUCGSGAGAAGAAUUGCACGGAACCAGAAAUUGAUCGUAAUUGCCACGAUGAUAUCUCGGCCGACGAAACAAGAGACUACGGCGAUCCGGCGUACGACAGGAUCCCAAAUCUUAGUCCCAUUCGGGAGAAGAAUUGCACGGAACCAGAAAUUGAUCGUAAUUGCCACGAUGAUAUCUCGGCCGACGAAACAAGAGACUACGGAGAUCCGGCGUACGACAGGAUCCCAAAUCUUAGUCCCAUUCAUCAGAACAGAUACACAGAGCCUAAGUUUGAUCGUCCUUGUCACGAGAAUACCUCGCCGGACGAAACAAUAGACUAUGGACAUCCGGCAUACCACAGGAUCCCCAAUCUCAGUCCCAUUCAUAAGAACGAGUACAAGAAACCAAAGUGUGAUAAUCAUUGUUACGAACAGAUCUCGGUAGGCGAAACACGAGAUUACGGAGAUCCGAAAUAUGACAGGAUCCCCAACCUGGACCCAAUUCACGAGAGCAACGACUCUCUCUCUAGUUCUUCGACUAGAACAAUUUCCACUGGUGGAAGCGAACAGGAGGAAUAUACAACUAAUGUAUCAGAGAUGGAUGAUAUUUACGAGAACAUGAUCACUGCAUCUAUUACCUCAUCAUCAUUUGACACGCCUGGCAGGAUCCCCAACCCAGGCCCCAUUCAUGAGAGCAACGACUCUCUCUCUAGGUCCUCGACYAGAACAAUUUCCACUGGUGGAAGCGAACGAGAGGAAUGUACAAYGAAUGUAUCAGAGAUGGAUGAUAUUUACGAGAWCAUGAUCAAUGCAUCUGUUACCUCAUCAUCAUUUACCACACCAACUAGGAAUGCAUGCGUCUCAUCACUCACUGAUGCACUGACGCAACCAAAAAACUACGAAAUAGAAGGUGUCAAUAAAAAUGGAUUCAUCGACGUAAAGAAUGCAAGAUCGCUGAAUCUGUUUGUCGACGAUUACCCAGAAAGCAGUUUCUUUUCUUUGCUGGAGAGUCUCCAAUCAAAUCGUGAGAUCGAGAGAAUAAUCAUUUCCCGCCAACCAAUGAUAAACCAGGAACGGAGGAAACGUUCCGUUGAAGACAUGGAGAAUCUAUUUUAUAUCAUCAAAAACCAUUCUCAUUCUCUCCUGGAACUAGUUCUUCGUAACUUUCACAUGGAAGAUUUGCUGGGCUUGCGUCUUGGACUUGAGGAUCAAUCGUCGAUCGGACAUCUUCAUUUACACAUGGAACUUGGGACUCUGGACCAAGAGUUAGUAGAAUGUAUUGCCUCCAUGCCAUCCUUGGUUGAAUUGGAAUUGGAUCUCAACGAGAGCUUUCCUGUUAGUGCGCUACUGAGAUCUAGCUCGUUGACUGUGCUCGGUGUCAUUUCUACUAGAUUUCACUUUGAGUCGAAUGAUGUUCUACGUUUGGCGAGAAGCUUACGAACGAAUUCGGCCUUGAAGGUUUUAGAUCUUGAGCCGCGCAUUCCGAGAUGGUGCCUAGGUUCCAUGAUGGCGUCUCUUCGAUUCUCACACUGCACCAAACUGGAAGUCUUUCUUUUUUCUUGUCACACUGACAAUGAGGAGCAAGGCGAUUCUUGCAUGGCCGAAUUGGUGAAGACAAUUGAGUCUGAUACUUGCCUCCGCGUGUUAUGGAAUCAUUCCUACAAAUCAUUUUCAAUCAGCAGUGAAAACAGAUCAAAGUCUUUGUUGGCAAUGAGAUGUAAUACAUCUUUAGAGCAAUGUCGUGUUUUUGACGACGAGAGCGAAGAAUAGAUGAAGUCGGCUAUGCAAAAUACGAUAGGGAUGUUUUGUCUGUCAACAAUGSGAAAGAWGAAUUCAUAAUAUUUAACACAGAAGUAAUCUMAGAUGGACUUAAUAUUUCAAAUUCAUUUUGCGCACACUUGCRUCGAACAUUGCUGCGCAAAUUUAUUAUCUCWUUCGGAUARACUAAUGAAAAUGAUCAUGCAUG
Messenger RNA from Pseudo-nitzschia multistriata, 2420 nucleotides. The record is from the annotation of a GenBank genome assembly. Lineage: Eukaryota; Bacillariophyta; Bacillariophyceae; Bacillariales; Bacillariaceae.